Messenger RNA from Microtus ochrogaster (prairie vole), 4034 nucleotides. RefSeq names its product transmembrane protein with EGF like and two follistatin like domains 2 (gene Tmeff2). The record is from RefSeq and is a predicted model, not a curated record. NCBI's taxonomy places the organism in Eukaryota, Metazoa, Chordata, Mammalia, Rodentia, Cricetidae. Gene Ontology annotation, molecular function: protein binding.
CCCUGUGACUGCAGUAGAGACUAGAGUCGCGGGAGACAGACACUCCUCUCCAUCAACGUCCCAGAUAGCUCUGGGCCCUACAAGCUAACAUGCCAUUAAGCUAUAGAGUGUUUCUAACUGCCUGGAGUGCAACAGAAGGAAAGCGGUAGCCUUCUGCUGUUUCCCGAGUUCUGGGGCGAAAGAGAACCGAGAGGAGCAAGCUAGUGACUGGAGCCCAGUUAGACACCCUUGCCUCGCCCAGGUCGCUGGUGAUCCGGCAGCCGCGGAGUAAAGUGCCCCUUACUGCCCAUGCAGCUUAAGCGGAUCCUCUCCUCCAAGGCGCCACUUGGCUGUGGAAUCGCCCUGUAACUCAUCCUCAGCAUAGAUGCAGGGAAACCUCUUGCUGCUCCUCAUGGCCACCUGUCCCAACCAAAACUGACCUUCCAAGCACAUUUGGCUGCGCCUUUUAGACAGCCACACAAAUAGGUUCCAGGCUUUACCAGAGCGCGCGGGGAAGAGGGACUCAAACCUCAGCUGCCCUAGCGGUUCUGAACUGCAGAGAGCCUGGAAAGGGAAAGGGAGGGGCAAGGAGACCAGGGAGAGCCAGGCAGACUGACUCGCUGCACCCGCCUGGAGAGCACCGUCGGGUUUGCAGCUCCUCAGGGAGCCGCUGCUGCUGCUGCUUUAAGCCUUACAGAGCUUUCCAGCUAUCACAGGGCCACCUCUCACCCGCUUUUCUCGGCCACCUCCUAGAGAAGCAUCCUUAUGCUUCUUACGCUACCACGACAUGCCUAGCCUGGAUCCCUUCUCUGGCCCACCGGCGCCAGCGGGACACCCUCUGCUCCCUGCCCACUUCCCCCUCGCUGCCCUGCGGCUGCUGAUUCUCCACCUCCUCCGCCCCCACCAUCUCCAGCUGGAAGACAAGGCCACCCAGCCGCAGCGGGUGCUGGCAGCCUGGGUCACGCACGGAAGAGAGGUGCAAGCUCGGACCCCACGCAGGGUAGGGGGCGUCCUGGAGCAGAGCAGCGAGGCAAGUGGAAUGAAAGAGCGUGGGAGUAGCCGCCCUGAAGCUUGAGCUUCUCCCAGGAGCCACCCCCCCGCCUCCGCCCCAGCCCGGCUAGGGCAAGAGCCUAGAGAGCUAGCCCAUCUGUGGCAUUGGUGGCCGCCUCCUCCUUGCACCUCCUCGCCGACCCCUCCCUCCCGGGACCUGCAUCCCGCUCCGCCAAUCAGAGUCCGACUGCCGCUUCCCACGUGACCCCGGGCGGGCUAAGGACCUGCUGCUUCCCAAACGCCAGAGGGAUGCGGGCGGCAGAGCGCGAGAGGCGGCGGCUGGGUUGCGGGGCGCUGUGACUGUCCCUCCACCCAGUCUAGUCGCGCGCCUCUCUCCUGCCCGCUGGCUGCCUCCUCUCUGCCUCCUGGUUUCUGUCUCCUGUUCCUCCUUUGCCCCAACCCUGUUCCUUAUGGCAGCAGCUCCCCGCAUCUGGGGCGAAGCUUCUCAGCGGACUAUCCUCUCGCUCCCGGGGCUGAACCGGGUUACUGGAUGUUGCUGAAACUCCUGAGAUCAUGCGCUCCUUUGGCCGCAGCCCCAGAGCCGGCUGUCCCUGCCGCCGCCUCCUCCUCUGCUGCCCUGGUCCGCGGGAUGCUCAGUAGCCCGCUGCGUGGCCACCGCGAUCCCGUGUUCUUCAGAAGCCGUUGGUUGCUGCAGAGUUGCGCGAAGUAGUCAUGGUGCCGUGGGAGUCCCCGCGGCAGUGCAGCAGCUGGACACUUUGCGAGGGUUUCUGCUGGCUGCUGCUGCUGCCGGUGACGCUGCUUAUCAUAGCCCGCCCGGUGAAACUCGCUGCUUUCCCUACCUCCUUAAGUGACUGCCAAACGCCCACCGGCUGGAACUGCUCCGGUUAUGACGACAGAGAAAAUGAUCUCUUCCUCUGCGACACCAACACCUGUAAAUUUGACGGGGAAUGUUUAAGGAUUGGAGACACUGUGACUUGCGUCUGUCAGUUCAAGUGCAACAGUGACUAUGUGCCUGUGUGUGGCUCCAAUGGAGAGAGCUACCAGAAUGAGUGCUACCUGAGACAGGCUGCCUGCAAGCAGCAGAGCGAGAUACUGGUGGUCUCAGAAGGAUCCUGUGCCACAGAUGCGGGAUCGGGAUCUGGAGAUGGAGUCCACGAAGGCUCUGGAGAAAGCAGUCAGAAGGAGACAUCUACCUGUGACAUUUGCCAGUUUGGUGCUGAGUGUGACGAAGACGCUGAGGACGUCUGGUGUGUAUGCAACAUUGACUGUUCUCAAACCAACUUCAACCCCCUCUGUGCUUCUGACGGGAAGUCUUAUGAUAAUGCAUGUCAAAUCAAAGAAGCAUCAUGUCAGAAACAGGAGAAAAUUGAAGUCAUGUCUCUGGGUCGAUGUCAAGAUAACACAACUACAACCACUAAAUCUGAAGAUGGGCAUUAUGCAAGAACAGAUUAUGCAGAGAACGCUAACAAGUUAGAAGAAAGUGCCAGAGAACACCACAUACCUUGCCCGGAACAUUACAAUGGUUUCUGCAUGCACGGGAAGUGUGAACAUUCCAUCAACAUGCAGGAGCCAUCUUGCAGAUGUGAUGCUGGCUACACUGGUCAGCACUGUGAGAAAAAGGACUACAGCGUUCUCUAUGUCGUGCCUGGCCCGGUCCGAUUUCAGUACGUCUUGAUUGCAGCGGUGAUUGGAACGGUGCAGAUCGCUGUCAUCUGCGUGGUGGUCCUCUGUAUCACAAGAACCUGCCUCCUGAGCAAUAUCUCAUAAAAAUAUGAAUAUCUAGAGACCUGAUCCCAAGUGAAAAGACUUGUCCCGUUGAGAAGGUGGACUGUCAUCUUUUUUACUGUCAUCUCCCACUUGUCGAAAAUGUGACUGCUCAGAUCCAUGUUUGUUUUUGACAGAUAUAUGGUCCCAGCAACUGCACAAAAAUGGGCCCACACCUACUAUGUAUGUGUGUGCACGUGUAUGUAUGUCUAUAUACAUAUUUUCCACUGUACCACCUGUAGUUGUAAUAGAAUUUUGUUAGUCUCAUAUUGUUCUUGCUUGCAUGAUCAAAGAAGUCUAUUAUUAUAAUAAAAAAAAUACUAGAUCAGCGAGUUUCAGAUGUUACUGAAUAUUAGCUUUUUGUAGAAGCAACAUAAUUGGUACCAAUUUUUGUCUCGAGUUUUAUAACAUUAAUGCAGUACAAUGAUAUUAGGCUAAACCAAAGCAAUAUUCCUUUGCAUUUACAUAUCGGGUGUUAUCAGCUGUUUUGUUCCAAUGUGAUAGCAUCUUACCUUAUAGCGCUGAAAUGUCAAUAUAACACUCAUCGUUAAGACAUUUAGAUAGAAAGUUGUUGAAGACAUUUAAAGAGAGAUGUGAUAAGCUUGGCACUUGCUUGUUGUUGGCCUUGUGCUGAGUCUGGUCAUUGCACAAUGUAACGAACAUACUGAAGGCAUGAACAGAGAAGGGCGGGGUAUUUCUCUUCAGCUUCUACUUCUGUUCUUCAAUUUUUCAACAGAAGCCUGAACACAACGGCAAGGAGAAGCAAAUAAUAAUAAAAAUGAAUGCAAUAAUAAUAACUUUUACAAGUAUUCCAAGGUUCUACUAGUAAUCAGUAUAUUUUUACGCUGAGCUACUUGACUAUUUUGCCUCUACAGCCUCGCUCUUUGACUGUAGGACCGAACUCUAGGUAAUCGCAUUAGACUAAGAUCUGUAAACUUUCCAACCUUCUAGGAAAUGCCCCCGAAGCAACAGAAUUCACAGACAGAAGCAAAAUACAGGGCACUACAGUUCAGACAACACAACAAGAGCAUCCACAAGGUUAAUCUAGAGGGAGCAUGUUUCCCAGUGGCCGGACAACUGACAGCUUGGACUACACAAUACAGUAUUAGAGACAAAAGAAUAAGACGAGAUCUACACAUGUUGCCUUGCGUUUGUGGUAAUCUACACCAAUGAAAACAUGUACUACAGCUAUAUUUGAUUAUGUAUGGAUAUAUUUGAAAUAGUAUACAUUGUCUUGAUGUUUUUUCUGUAAUGUAAAUAAACUAUUUAUAUCAAUCACA